Messenger RNA from Cladocopium goreaui, 970 nucleotides. The record is from the annotation of a GenBank genome assembly. NCBI's taxonomy places the organism in Eukaryota, Dinophyceae, Suessiales, Symbiodiniaceae.
UUGGAGGGCCGUAGUAAAAAGUAGUGAAUCCACGUCAUGACUGUCCGCGGAUACUGCCAUAAGUGUGACCAGGAGGUGGACUGCGAACCCACAGACACCGGGGAUUUCCACUGCUUGACGUGCAAUAGCUCUGGCUACGUGGAAAGCGAUGCAGGCGCUUCACCUCAUCCUGCAGCCCCCGCGGCCUCCAACGGGCACGCCCGGGGCGCGGGCGAUGCCGGCCUCCCUCCCAUGCUGCGGAAUGGCGAGGCCAUGGCCUCAGCCUUCAGACACUUUCUUCAAGGUGUGGCAGGCGGUUUGCAAGAACCCGGGCCUGGACUCGAUGGCAUACAGAGGACUGUUGUGGGCGCCGUGAACAAUGGCGUGCAGCGGGUCAUUCACAAUACACAGGGGCUCAGUGAAGAGGAUCGAAUGUGGAUCCAACAGCAGGGAAACCAGAUGACGAUCAUUGCAUCAGGCGGCAUCAACAUUUUGAGGCAUGCAGGGCCUCUGGCAGUCUUUUUGGAACAACACCUUGGUCGAAAUUGGCAACAGCAGCAAUCUGGUCUGGAUGAAGGGACAAUUUCCAGGUGGUUAGAUGAGCGGCAGAUUCCCAUAGACAGCGUUUUGCCCAACAGUGGAUGCCCAUUGGGCCUGAAGCCCAAUGAGACCUGGAGCUGCAGCAUUUGCCUUACAGGGUGUACAGAGGAUGCCCCUGGGAAUGGAGGGAGCGAAUCUGCGCAGACAGAUCAAGAGAUUUGUUUGUUGUGCGACAGCGACGGCCAUACGUGGCACGUCUUCCACAAGAGUUGCGCCAAAGAAUGGUUGCAGCGAAGCGCUACUUGCCCCUUGUGCCGCCGGAAUUUGCACAUCACGUAGCUGGGCUAGAGCUUCAAUUUGGCUCACCCAGCGAAUCCCCCCAAUCUGAUAAUCUGGACCAGUCAAGCCUGACCACCCCCAGAUGACUGACGUGGAAACCCGUAAGUUGCUC